AUGUCACUGAAUUUGUGUCGGAUAUGUCUUGAAAGUAGAGCUACUUUGCCUCUAUUUGAUAGUGUUACCGAAAAAAACGAUUUACUUACAAAACUAGAAUAUUGUGUUAAGGAAAGUAUAAAUGAUGUAGAUGGACAUCCACGCCACAUAUGUUCAGCAUGUAAUGAAGUUCUACAUGAUUUGUAUAAAUUCAUUAAAAAAUUUCAAGAAUCAUGUGUUGUACUUCAGAAUAACUCUAUAGUAAAAUUAGAAAGAUUGGACUUUAGUGAUGAUGAUUACAGUGGAAAGAUUGAAGUUGAAAUAAAACAAGAAAACCGUUUAGAACAAAGUAGUGAUGAUGAAUUACUUAGUGCUUUUAAAAAUGUGGUUGAAAAGAAAACCAAAGUGGAAAAUAAAACAACUGUAGCUAAAACAAAAAGACAGAAGAAAUCACCUUUAAUAAGUACAAAUAAUAUAGCAUCUUCAAUUUUAGAAGGUGAAUAUAUGUGGAUUGGAGAAACAUGGUGUAUUAAACCAAGGAACCUCUCAAUGCCUGUAAAAAAAGAAAAUGCUAAAUUGCAAGCAGUUGUUAAAAAAAAGAGAGUUCAAAUAAAAUUACCUAAAGUAGUAAAAGAAAAUACACCUAAGUUAUGUGAUCUGUGUGGCAUGACAUUUAAAAAUCAAGACAGUUUAGCUAUACAUAAGCGGAAGGUGCACUUUCAAUCGCCAGUAAAAUGUACAGAGUGCCCGCGGGUGUUAUGCUCCAACUAUUAUUUUCAGAGACAUAUGAAAAGAUGUCAUUCAAGUAACAAAAACUUUAUAUGCUCCACUUGUGGGGCAACUUUUGCAUUUGUGGGAGAGUUGAAACGGCAUAUUAAGAAUGUCCAUAACAAACAUCUGAUAGUAAAGAAAGAGUUUCGUUGCAACCUAUGUGAUAAAGUAUUUAAGUGUAAUAAAUCAGUUGUUGUUCAUACAAGAUCAGCUCACACAGGUUAUAGACCUGCGCAGUGCACUGUGUGUGAUAGUAGUUUUUACCAUGAAGAUUACCUAAGGGAGCAUAUGCGCCUACACACAGGUGAAACUCCAUUUAAAUGCCCAAUUUGUAAUCGAGGAUAUGCUCAGAGAGGAAAUAUGAAGAGCCACCUCAGAAUACAUAGACUAUCAGAAGUAGAUGCCAGUGUUCUUAGUAAAAUGAAACCUAAUUAUGUGAGACUUUUAAAACAAUAA
This is a messenger RNA of Leptosia nina, 1206 nucleotides long. The record is from the annotation of a GenBank genome assembly. NCBI's taxonomy places the organism in Eukaryota, Metazoa, Arthropoda, Insecta, Lepidoptera, Pieridae.